This is a messenger RNA of Adineta ricciae, 1248 nucleotides long. The record is from the annotation of a GenBank genome assembly. Lineage: Eukaryota; Metazoa; Rotifera; Eurotatoria; Adinetida; Adinetidae.
AUGUCUGUAAUAACAAAUUCUUCUCUUCUUCCUACUACAUCACAGAGUCAACAGGGAAGCUCUCGGUCUUUGAGUACAGCAGAAGUUGCUGGAAUCGUUAUUGGAUGUAUUGCUGGCAUCGUUUUGAUCAUCAUACUUUGCGUUUGCGCUUCAAAAUGGAGAAAAAAAAACAGAGAUAGACGCUCAAAAGCACCUGGAAAGUCGGCAACACCUUCACCACCACUGAAUCCUAAUGUUGUGGUUAAAAAUGAGUUACCAAUACUGAAGCAUGUUACACCGAAACUAGAUCGUCACCGUCCACUGCCUACACCAAAACCGAGUCACCAUCCACCGCCUACACCAAAACCGAGUCACCAUCCACCGCCUACACCAAAACCGAGUCACCGUCCACUGCCUACACCAAAACCGAGUCACCAUCCACCGCCUACACCAAAACCGAGUCACCAUCCACCGCCUACGCCAAAACCGAGUCACCAUCCACCGCCUACGCCAAAACCGAGCCACCAUCCACCGCCUACACCAAAACCGAGUCACCAUCCACCACGUACGCCGAACCCAGGUGAUAUUGCUCCAGGAUCAGAAGCAUUUCCAUUAUCUGAUUUAUGUCCACAAAAUCUACAUACACAAUAUUCUAAAAGAAUUCUUCGUCUGGACAAACUUUAUUUUGAUUUUGCUCAUAAUCUGUGCUUUUGUUCAUAUUGCUAUCCCAGUACAAAACCUGAUCGAUUCACAGUGGCUCAAUCUAUCUAUACUGUUCCGAGAGGUUGGACACGUUUUGGUCUUCGAGUCGACAGCACCGUAAUAGCUAAUCGCAAUUUAUUUAAACGAUGGUACACAGCUUUCUAUGGGACAUCAAGUGAUAAAGUCGAAUUGGUUAUGCGCAACCUUUACGUACCUAUGCCUGGUGACAAACUGUUAAGUGGUGAAACAUUCAGUACACAUUUACCGGAUAAAACGCAUGUUUACACGUCACCAUCUAUUCACUAUGCUUCCCUAAGACAUAUAUGUCCAACCGAUGUUGUAAAAAUGAACAAUGAGUGGUAUGAUGUUCAAAUCGUGCUGGAGUGUAAACAAAAUCCCGAAGGAAUCAUCAAACAAGCAGGAUAUAAGAAAAAUGUAUGUCAGAUUAUACCCGAUGAUCAAAUCGAAUGGAAGACAGAUCGCAGAGCAUCAAUUGUGCCAUAUGGUCUUCUUAUUCGUAGUCGAAAACAUCGAUGUACCAAAAAAUGUGCAGAUUUACAUUCUUAG